UUUUCGCUUAGCUCUAGCUUUAUGCAAGUUAGCAUCUAAGAAUCAUAUUUAUUUUAGAUAUUUAGUAAUUUGCUAUAUUGUUAAAAAAUUGUGUGCAGCCUUUUUUUGGGAAUAAUGGAAAUAAGGAGAAUAACAUGAGUGGUAUGAAAUUUUCUCCACUGGACCAGAAAAAUGCAAGUAAGAAUGCCCAGAGGCCAGUUAAGAAGCAGCGUUAUGCUGAUGGUUUUAAUGUUGCUGAUAAUUGUGAUGCAUCUAGUGACAGUGAUAAGGAACAGAGCUUAACAGCAUAUCUAUAACACUUGCAAAUACACCAGAGGAAAAAAAGAGACGUGAAAAUCGCUCUAAGCGUUUUGAAAAAAGGCAAGGACGAACAAAAGGUAACUAGUUCAAACCAAAAAAUGAUGGAGCUGGAAACCUGUAUAGUAGAAGGGCUAGUGCCUUGGUGCUUAGCAAAACCUUUGAAGAUGGUGCUGCCAGGGCUGUUGAGGACGUUGACUGGGAUUCCCUUACUGUCAAGGGGACCUGCCAGGAGAUUGAAAAACGCUAUUUACGUCUUACUUCUGCCCCUGAUCCUGCCAGUGUAAGGCCUGAAGAAGUGUUAGAAAGAGAGCUGGAUAUGGUUCAUAACUCUCAAAAGAAUUAUCUAUAUAAAUGCGAUCAGUUGAAGUCUAUACGCCAAGAUCUAACUGUACAACGAAUUCGCAAUUGGCUGACAGUGAAGGUGUAUGAAACCCAUGCCCGAUUAGCUCUAGAGGUUGGGGACCUGUUUGAGUACAAUCAGUGCCAAUCACAAUUGAAAACCCUUUAUGCUGAAGGAAUUGAGGGAUGUCAUAUGGAGUUUUUUGCUUACAACUUACUCUGUGUAAUUUUGCACUCUAAUAAUUACAGAGAUCUCUUAUCAUCGAUGUCAAGAUAUCCCCAUUACUACUGGAAAGAUCCCAGAGCAUAUGAAAUGUCCCGAGUGUCCACGAGUCAUGGAGGCCUAUAUUAGUUUCAAGUGUUGCCACAUUGACGGUGCUAUGAAUGGACUGCAUUAGAUCCCUACUUCUUUUUCUGCUAGCUUGUAUUGCUACUAAAUAAUGUUAUUAUGUUUAAGACUUUUCUUUUUAUGAUAAUAUAGUGUUUAAGAUUUUUUUGGUUAGUAACCAGUGCCACUAGUAUGAGGGUGGGUGUGUGUUUGAGACUUGAGUAAUGCUUCGAAAAAAGACAUCUUGAUUAAUUUGGUGACUGACGCCCACAUUUGUGGGGUGCAUCUUUAUAUAACGUCACAUUUUGACAUUGCAAUA
Quercus robur (English oak) is the source of this 1286-nucleotide messenger RNA. RefSeq names its product SAC3 family protein A-like. NCBI's taxonomy places the organism in Eukaryota, Viridiplantae, Streptophyta, Magnoliopsida, Fagales, Fagaceae. The transcript is spliced from 5 exons. The record is from RefSeq and is a predicted model, not a curated record. Gene Ontology annotation, cellular component: nucleus. Bases 617 to 991 code for a protein of 124 amino acids.